UUAUAAGUGAAAAUAUGAGUGACAAUUAAUCACACGGCUAAAACAUAAAGAAAAAUCCGAAAUUCAACAUUAAUAUUGAGCGGGAACAGUGUGACAAAAUCUGCACGGGCGGUUCGGCUUUAUUUUUUGUUUGUUUCCGCAAUUUUUAACACAUGUUUUGCAUUGACCUGUUAAGCCCAUUUGCUUUAAAAUUUGUUACGUUUGCUUAUUAGCGAUUGACAAUAUUGUUUUGUGAACUGUGAAUGAAGAUAAUACAAGAUAAAAAAGAGUUGUAACACCGUGUUAAGGAUAGCAUGUUCGUGACCUAAAUUAAUAAAGACACCACCACCACGCCGCCCACACAGCUGUUACACACAUAUACACGCAUACAUACCAGCUUACAAAAGUAGCACAAGUUAUUUUCUAAGUGAAGGUCACAGAAAUUGAAAUCAAAUCGCGGGCUUGCAGCUGUUUUGUUUGAGGCUCACAUGUCGCUAGCACGUGGAGCUGUUCUGACACAUUAGAAUAUGUUUAUGUGCAAUCCCUCCGAAAAAAGUCACGCCAUGCGCCACAAUAGUCACCCCAAGAAUUUAAUAAACAACAAUAGUAGCAACAAUGAGCACAACAAUGCACGAUUUUGCAAUAUCAAAGUGGAUAAUGCAUUUAAUUAUUAUGAUGAUAUGCCAAUGUGGAGCCAGAAAAGUCCAAACCAUAGUCAUAGCACAAAUGCUAGCCCAGCUAAGCGUCAAACUAAUCGGUCCGGCUAUACGAAUCCUGCCAAUUUAAUAACGGAUCCGCCACACUAUGCAUCCGAGACAUUUAUGAAAACUUAUGCGCCACGCAAGCUUAUCGUUGGUAACAACAACACGAACAUUUAUCAGCAUCUGCGACAUCAAGAGGAUUAUUAUGAGGAGCCAACCAAGACGCAUCGCACAUACAAGCCCAUCAACUUGGAGCUAGCAGAGUAUGCCAAGGCAACACAGGAACAGCGCCAGACAAGAGCUAGAAGUUCAUGCGAAUAUGUGGAAGAACCCGCUCAGUAUGCUUUGAAUCGAAGAUCGCCAUCGGUGGAGUCCUCGUGGAAUACGCUAUUCAGCGAUCGCCUACCGAACACUCAACUAUCAACCGAUCAACAUUACGAGCACUAUUUCUCGUAUUUUUAUAAUCGUGGCGCCGAGAAGCUAAAGAAACCUCCGUUAACGACAACAAUCAAGUACAAACCUCCAAUGAGCUUAUUUGAAGAUGCGCCCACCAAGCGCAACUCCAAUGCCAAUCGCAGAAUUGCCGGCGGAGCCAACAAUGAUAAUAAUCAAAAUGUUCCCUAUGAUAGUUAUAUACUAAAGGAGAAUAACGAGUUGCCCUUUGGCUAUAAUGAUGACGAUUGGAGUGCAUUGAGUGUUACAGAACGCGUGGGCAAAGAGACUGCAGCUAUAAAGGUGGAGUCGGAAUUUUGCAAUCUUAAGGAAGUUUAUGCCGCAACAGAAGCUGUUCAGGUGAAAUCUAAUACACAACAAGCCCAACGUCGCUACUGCCAGCAACAUGAUGCCAUCAAUACAAACGAACUGAAUCAUCAACAACAACAACAACAACAUGGCGAUACUUCCAGUAAAAUCUACAAUAAUAGUGUUAAUAAUAACAAUAAUGUAAAUAAGAAAGUACCAAAGUAUGUUGAAUCACAUGCAGCGCCACGUUUGCCACUCACACCAAAGAGAGUGCGAGGCGGAGGCGCUGCUGGUGGCGGUGGUGGUGGUGGUGGUGGUAUUGUUAAUGGUGGCGCCGCCACCUCUGGUGGUGCUCAAGCGCCUAUCAGAAAGGUAUUGCCCACUGUGCAUAGAGUGCUAUUGUACAAUAGUCAAAGUCCCCGUACGUCACGUCAAGGUGCUGGUGGUGAUCACAUCGCCAACAAAUUAGUGCUGGCCGAGGCCGAUGAUAAGUCUGUUGCCUCAGAUCGUGAGGACUUUGAUGAUGACGAUGACUUGGAUAACCUUUCCAAUUUUGAUGAGAGCGAUACGGUUAGCAUUAGCUCAGACACCGAGGAUGGCUAUCGAGCGCAUGCCUAUAAGCAGGCACAUGCAGUAGAUCGUUUGUCAUCAGCUUCUAAAAUUUCAGCAGCAAAGCUACUCUCCCAGUCAUCCGAUGAAGAUUUACGCAAUCCAGAGUCAUUGCUGGUACCAAGUCUGUUUCCAUAUGUACCGCCCUAUCUAUCCUUCUCGUCGAACACACAAAGAGGACCCAGUGUACCCCCUGAGCUGCACCGUGUGCUAAAAUGGCGCGUGACCAACAUUAUGCCUAAGGUGGUGCGACUCAUUUUAGCAAACAGUGGCAUGCGAAUGCUUAAGAAAACUAAUGACUGGAUGGGCGUUUGGGGCAAGCAUUUGAAGUCACCGUGCUUCAAGACAAUACGCUCAUAUCAGAAGAUCAAUCAUUUGCCUGGAUCAUUUCGUAUUGGUCGCAAGGAUUCGUGCUGGAAGAACUUGCAGAGACAGAUGAAGAAGCAUAGCAACCGUGAAUUUGGCUUUAUGCCACGCACAUAUAUAAUACCAAAUGAUUUAUGUGCAUUGCGUAAGCGUUGGCCCAAAUAUGCGCAAAGGAAUACCAAGUGGAUUAUAAAGCCGCCAGCAAGUGCACGUGGUGCUGGCAUCAGGGUGAUCAAUCGCUGGGGACAGAUACCCAAGCGUAGGCCGCUGAUUGUACAAAAGUAUAUCGAACGACCGCUGUUAAUUAAUGGCAGUAAAUUUGACCUACGCCUUUAUGUGCUUGUAACAUCGGUCAAUCCUCUGAGAGUGUUCAUGUAUCACAAUGGUUUGGCCAGAUUUGCUUCCGUCAAAUACAGCGCCAAGUCGGAUACGCUAAAUGAUCGUUGCAUGCAUUUAACCAACUAUAGCAUAAACAAAUUCUCAUCAAACUACUCCAAGAAUGAGGAUGUCAAUGCCUGUCAUGGCCACAAGUGGACCAUCAAGUCGUUGUGGAACUAUUUGGCAAAUCGCGGUGUGCGCACCGAUAGCCUCUGGGAAGCGCUAAGGAGUUUAGUAUUGCGCACCAUCAUUGCUGGCGAAACAGGCAUUAAUAAUAUGAUACGUGCAAAUGUGGAAUCAAAGUAUAGUUGCUUUGAGUUAUUUGGCUUUGACAUUAUACUAGACUCGGAUCUAGUGCCUUGGCUAUUGGAGGUCAAUAUAUCGCCCAGUUUGCACUCCGAACUGCCAUUGGAUGCGCAUGUAAAGGCGCCGCUAGUACAAGGUGUACUCAAUACAGCGCUCUAUAACGUGCCACCAAAACUAUCUCAGGAAAAGCAAAAGGAGUUAGCUGCUGAAUUGUCAUUCCCGAUUGGCACGCAAAUGUGUUAUGACAAGCGUCUCUAUAUCAAUUACUUAUCACGCGAAGAGAAAGCCAAGCAUGCGAUCUUUACACGCAAAACCAUGGAAAAUCGUCAAGAAUAUAUGGAUGCCAUUUUGCAAAAACUCACACCUGAUGAUGUGCGCUGUCUGAUUAUAGCCGAGGAUGAGCUAGCACGUUGCGCACCACUAGAACGCAUCUUUCCCACACACCAAACGUACAAGUAUCUCAAAUAUAAUGAUGCACCACGCUACUAUAACCGUUUGCUGGAUGCCUGGGAAUCACGUUAUGCCAACAAUCGCACUGAGGGCAUUGCCCUGCUGCGUGACUAUUGUCAAACUAAAUAUCACUUGCAAGUGCCAGCACCGCCUGCCAAGAAGGACUCGAGCGCUAGCCCCGAUGAGAACACCGCCAAGAAACCAUCAAAUGAUAGUGAAGACGAGUCAAGUGCAUACGAGAAAGCUUUACUUUCUGGAGAAAUAGCCGGAAAUUAAUUAUAUACAAAUUUAUAAACAAUGAUGUCGUACAUAAUUAUACUGGAAAAAUGUUAAGAUUUCAUUGUCAUUGUUCAUGUUAUUUUCCCAAAGACUGAACAUAAUGUCAUUUAUUAAUUGUUAACAUGUCAUUUGACAAAUGCCGGUCUAUAUCCAAUCAAAUAUUCAUUAGGUUUAAUUUUAAGGCUAUAAGCGUAUUCAAUGUGUUCUGUAACUAUGAAAAUUUUAUGUAUAAUGUAGCAUAUAUACAAAAUUGAAUUGUAUGAAAAAAUAAACAUUUG
Molecule: messenger RNA, 4087 nt
Organism: Drosophila busckii
Lineage: Eukaryota; Metazoa; Arthropoda; Insecta; Diptera; Drosophilidae
Gene: TTLL4A
Product: tubulin polyglutamylase TTLL4
Exons: 11
Coding region: 507-3806 (1099 amino acids)
Biological process (GO): microtubule cytoskeleton organization; protein polyglutamylation
Cellular component (GO): cilium
Molecular function (GO): tubulin binding; tubulin-glutamic acid ligase activity
Source: RefSeq, a predicted model, not a curated record